Blepharisma stoltei is the source of this 645-nucleotide messenger RNA. NCBI's taxonomy places the organism in Eukaryota, Ciliophora, Heterotrichea, Heterotrichida, Blepharismidae. The record is from the annotation of a GenBank genome assembly.
AUGACCGACGAAAGAAGCAGACGCUAUAAAGAAAAACUUGACAAAGAAUCUGCAGAAUUCACAGCACUAUACUCAAUUCUCAAAAAAAUGGUAAAAUCAGAAGAAAACAUCAUCCACGCCCGAGGAGCUUUUCGCAAGAAAUGGCUUGAGGUCGGAUCUUUAGAAACCCAUAGGUCAUUAUCAAUGUCUUUUAACUGCUAUGCCACUUCGCUAGACGGGAUCGACAGAGCCCACCGAGACAGCGUAAUUCAUUUGAAAACUGUCGUCCAAGAAGCCUUAAAAGCUUAUCCAGUAAAAAUCAAAGACCAAAGGCGCUCUUUAUCUGUAAAAGAAAGAGCUGACAAAGAAAUGAUGCAAAGCGUCAAAACUUUAAAUAAAAUCCAAGAAAGGCCUGACUCAAGGGAUAUCAAGCCAGAAGAAAUCCAUAGGGCGUCGACAAAUGUUUUGGAUAAAGAUAAAGCUGUCCAAGAUGCAAAUUUAAAGCUGGAAAAAAGUAUUAGGGAGAAUGAAAAAGCCCAUGUGACGGAUUUGAAAUAUAUGCUCUCACAUUUGAUUAAUGCAGAAAUGCAUUAUCAUGCAGCUGUUAUUAAUUGUUUUUCGGAAGCUGUAAGAGAAAUAUCGAGAAUUGAUCCUGAUAAAGAAUAG